CGAAACACCGAAAUUGGUGGCCAACAUCAACACUGUUUGUUUUGUUUGUUACUCACACAAACAACAACGACAAUACUGAUCAUCAAGCUAUGUAAAUACACACGUAUAUGUAUGGAUAUGUGGCCAAAAUUAUGCUUUUGGUUUUUGUAUGUCAGAUGGGUGGCUCUGCUUGCUGGUGGGGACGUGUUGGCUUUACUUUUUUUCUCCGCAAUCGGAAGGUUGAGCUGGGUUUUCUGUUUUUGACACUCAAACCCUAGGCAUCACUGACCCUUUUAUACCUGGUAUAUGUGUGUGAUUGUUGUUUGAUUUUUUUUUUUUUUGGGCAUAAAUUUGAUGAAUUGUAUUGUAGUUCUUGUUUCUCGAAAACUCUGAAUGCGUAGAUUUGGCAUUUGGUAUUCAACAGGAUGGAUUUUGGGUGCUUAUUUCCUUGGGGAUUAUGGGGAGGAUGGCCGAGGAAUGAAUGGUUUCUCUAAGGCUGUUAUUGCUGCUGCCAAAUCUUGGUCUUUGGGUAUUCCAGUGGGAAUGACGAUAAGGGCAGCAACAGUAGGCCAUAUUCCGCCACCUAGCUUUAUCCUAGUAACCCUGGGAAGCACUGCUUUUUUACUUAUUGGAUGGAGAGCACUAUUGUUCAGCAUUCUCCCUGAUGAUACAAGCAAGGUGGAUGGUGACGAGAAGGAUGGCGUUGUCAUGAAGGAUGGCGUCGAGAAGGAUGGUGUCGACAAGCAUGACAAGCCAUUUGAUCUGUUUGAGUCGAUCACGUCUUUUGUUCAACAGGUGGUGAAAUAGUGGUCAUCUGUGUUCCUGAAUGAGUUUUUGACUGUAUGCAAGAAGGUCAUUGUUGUACUUGCAGGUAGCAACAAUUGUAACCAGUGAAAAAAAUUCUCAGAUGUCCUUUUUAUUUAUUUAUUUAUUUUUAUUUUAUGGUUUUUGAUA
Messenger RNA from Cornus florida, 933 nucleotides. RefSeq lists its product as uncharacterized. The transcript is spliced from 3 exons. The record is from RefSeq and is a predicted model, not a curated record. Bases 373 to 786 code for a protein of 137 amino acids. NCBI's taxonomy places the organism in Eukaryota, Viridiplantae, Streptophyta, Magnoliopsida, Cornales, Cornaceae.